GUGAAACCAGAGAAGAAGAAACAGGGCAAACAUGGCAGCGUACAUGAGGAGCGUGAUAUGUCUUCUUUCCAUUGAGCGGAAUGCUUUUCUAUCAAAGGGAGGUGGUGUUAUUGCGGAAUCAAAACGGUAUGUACGUGGACUGAGGAGGAAACCUGUCCGAGUGUUGUUCCCCGAAAACGACACGGAUAAAGUCCCCAAACCGACGCCACAGCCUCAGUCACCAGGUCUAAAUGUCAAAACGAAGAAGGAGGCGAAAGUCACAGCUACAACAGAGCAACCCGAAGCAAGAGACUUUGUUAAAGGGAAGAAUAAUGUGCAGUCAGUUACAAAGCCUGCUUUUACAAAGGAUCACAUUGAUGGUCUGCGCUUCGAGAGGGCUUUACCUGGAGAUAAGAGACUGGCGAGGUUAGUGAGUGUUGCUCGUUCCAGGACGUUUCGGGAGCACCAGGGUAAAAUCCUCCUGGAAGGCCGGCGUUUGAUCUGUGAUGCCCUGGAUGCUGGAGCCAACCCUCAGAUGGUGUUCUUCAGUACCAUUGAUUGGCUCCGAAAGCUGCCCUUAGACAAGCUGAAAAGGGCCACGCUCGUCAAAGUCAAGUUUGAGGACAUCAAGAUCUGGUCUGACCUCAUGGCCCCACAAGGGGUGAUAGCCAUAUUUUCUCGUCCGAACCCGUCACGAUUGAACUUCGCAAAUAAUGGUCAUUCAGUGCCGUUGUCCCUGAUAUGUGACAACAUCAGAGACCCUGGCAACCUUGGGACUAUGUUGCGAUGUGCUGCUGCUGCUGGCUGCCGUGAAGUCCUGCUCACCAAGGGUUGUGUUGAUGCAUGGGAGCCUAAAGUUCUGCGUGCAGCAAUGGGAGCCCAUUUUCGCCUUCCCAUCUAUUCCAGUUUGGGGUGGGAUGAUAUGGAAAAACAUCUCCCUAAGCUUGUGACUGUCCAUGUGGCCGACAGCAACUGUGGAGCUGACAGAAACCGAGAAACAGAGGCUUCACAAGUUAACGUGUCUCACAAACCAUCCAAAGCAGGGGACUACGGCUGGGUCAGCACAAGGAGUAUUUACAAAAACACGCACUACGAAGAAUUGGAUUCUGAUUUAGAUUCAGAUAGUGAUGACGAGGGACUUUCACUUCCCAGAGUGGACUCAAAGCUGUACCAUGAGAGCUGGGCUCAGAGUCCCACUGCUCUUGUGAUAGGUGGAGAGACACAUGGUCUGAGUGUUGAAGCCGUCCAGCUGGCUGAGAAAACCGCCGGUCACAGGCUCUUUAUUCCUGUCGCUCCUGAUGUGGACAGCUUGAAUUCAGCCAUGGCUGCCAGUAUCCUUUUGUUUGAGGGCAGGAAGCAACUGAUGAAACUGAUGCAGACACCUGGAAGGAAAUGGAAACCUACAGCUGAGCAGCAGCUUUCAUGUUAGCUCUUAAUAUCAGUGUAUGCUGGUGUAUACUUGUCCUUGUUACUGCAGACUGAACUGUAUUAUUUAAAUUUCCAUUCACCAUCCUGUCCUGCUAAUAAUAAAACCAAAAGCAUUUGUGAAAUGAUUGUCUGAAUCCA
Molecule: messenger RNA, 1545 nt
Organism: Epinephelus lanceolatus (giant grouper)
Lineage: Eukaryota; Metazoa; Chordata; Actinopteri; Perciformes; Serranidae
Gene: mrm3a
Product: mitochondrial rRNA methyltransferase 3a
Biological process (GO): RNA processing
Molecular function (GO): RNA methyltransferase activity; RNA binding
Source: RefSeq, a predicted model, not a curated record